This is a messenger RNA of Alnus glutinosa, 1797 nucleotides long. RefSeq lists its product as uncharacterized. Gene Ontology annotation, cellular component: membrane. Bases 152 to 1636 code for a protein of 494 amino acids. The transcript is spliced from 4 exons. The record is from RefSeq and is a predicted model, not a curated record. Lineage: Eukaryota; Viridiplantae; Streptophyta; Magnoliopsida; Fagales; Betulaceae. Gene Ontology annotation, biological process: transmembrane transport. Gene Ontology annotation, molecular function: transmembrane transporter activity.
UCCAUCGUAUAUAAUUGCAUACGUAUUAUCGAAUUUGAAUAUUCUCCCUGGGGGCACAGAGCUGUGAACAGCGCAAGUGAGCGUCCCAGAUCCGCCAUAGAUGCGAGGAACAUGUCCUUGCGGUUUUGCAGGUUCCGAGGAUUCUUGAUUGAUGGGCCUCUUUCGAGCUUCCCUUAGAUUUGGUUCGCCUGUUCGCUCCAAACCUCUGUUUCCCAGACAUUCGGAAGCCAUGAAAAGAAGAAAACUUUUUGGUGCUUCUCUCUCUCUCAUUCUUAUCAACAUGGUUUCCAUAAUGGAGCGUGCUGAUGAGAAUCUCCUCCCAUCUGUUUACAAAGAAGUUAGUGAAGCUUUCAAUGCUGGGCCUUCUGACCUGGGGUAUCUUACAUUUAUAAGGAACGUUGUGCAGGGACUUGCAUCACCCUUGGCAGGGGUACUAGUUAUAAAUUAUGAUCGUCCCACAGUUCUUGCAAUGGGCACUUUCUGUUGGGCCCUAUCAACUGCUGCAGUGGGUGCGAGCCAACAUUUUCGUCAAGUUGCUUUUUGGAGAGCAAUAAAUGGCUUUGGUUUGGCAAUUGUAAUUCCAGCACUCCAGUCCUUCAUUGCUGAUAGCUAUACAGAUGGUGUGAGGGGAACAGGAUUUGGGCUGCUAAACCUUAUUGGUACCAUAGGCGGCAUAGGAGGUGGCGUUCUGGCAACAAUUAUGGCCGGUCAGCAAUACUGGGGUGUGCCUGGAUGGCGUUGUGCCUUUAUUAUGAUGGCAACAUUGAGCUCACUAAUUGGGUUCCUUGUUUUCUUGUUUGUGGUAGACCCUAGCAAAACAAUUAGCAUCACUCAUGAUACAGGCAAGGAUGAAGAAAAGAAUGUUUUGAUAGAUAAGGGCAAUGCUAGUAGUGUAGCAUCAAUUUGGCUGGAGUCUUGGACGGCCAUGAAAACUGUUACCAAAGUGAAAACAUUUCAAAUCAUUGUCUUGCAGGGCAUUGUUGGGUCACUACCAUGGACUGCCAUGGUGUUCUUCACUAUGUGGUUUGAACUAAUUGGUUUUGAUCAUAAUAGUACAGCAACCCUCAUUAGUCUUUUUGCUAUUGGAUGUGCUAUGGGGUCCCUCCUUGGUGGACUAAUAGCUGAUCAAAUAUCAAAAAUCUACCCUCACUCUGGCCGUAUUAUGUGUGCACAGUUCAGCGCUUUCAUGGGCAUCCCGUUCUCAUGGUUCCUCCUUAAAGGGAUCCCCCAGUUAGUAAGCAGCUAUUUCACCUUUGGUGCUACUCUCUUUCUAAUGGGCCUAACCAUCAGCUGGAACGCCACUGCUGCAAAUGGCCCCAUGUUUGCUGAAGUUGUCCCUGCCGAGCACCGGACCAUGAUUUAUGCCUUUGAUCGUGCUUUUGAAGGAUCGUUCUCUUCUUUUGCUGCUCCAUUGGUUGGAAUUCUUUCAGAGAAGAUAUAUGGCUAUGAUUCAAAAUCUGUGGAUCCAGUUUCAGGGUCUGCAAGGGAGGCUUUGGCAUUGUCUAAGGGACUUCUCUCGAUGAUGGCUGUUCCAUUUGGUCUGUGUUGCUUGUUUUACACACCUUUGUAUCAUUUUUUUAGGCGGGACCGUGAACAUGCUAGAUUGGCCACUUUGAAAGAGGGAGGGAGGACGUGAGAAGCCUUGUUUUGGCUGCGAAGUACUAAUUCACGUGAAUGGUACUGUCAUUUUCCUAAGAUCAGGACUCUUCAGUUUUUCAAGAUUGGGAAAUUUUCCCAAGAUUGAAUUGAUCAACAGUAUAUGCUGACCAAUUUUUAAGGAAAUUCUGAGGAAUGUUC